CAACUCCAAGACGUUACAGAAAAAAACUCAAGGAGAAGAGGAAGAUGAGCAGUGGAGCAGGGAAGAUCGUGUGCGUAACCGGAGCUUCCGGUUACAUAGCUUCAUGGCUUGUGAAGCUUCUCCUCGCUCGCGGUUACACUGUGAAGGCCACUGUUCGUGACCCCAAUGAUCCAAGAAGGACAGAGCACUUAGUUACACUUGAUGGAGCUUCGGAGAGACUCCAGUUGUUUAAAGCAAACCUAUUGGAAGAAGGAUCCUUUGAUUCUGUUGUUGAAGGAUGUGAUGGUGUUUUUCAUACUGCAUCUCCCUUUUACCAUGAUGUCAAGGAUCCACAGGCAGAGUUAAUUGAUCCUGCAGUGAAGGGAACUCUUAAUGUGCUUAACUCUUGUGUAAAAGUCCCUUCUAUCAAACGAGUCGUUUUGACAUCUUCAAUGGCUGCUGUUACAUAUAACGGACAACCUCGAAAUCCAGAUACAGUGAUAGAUGAGACUUGGUUUUCUGAUCAGGAAGUCUGCAAGCAGCAAAAGCUUUGGUAUGUGCUUUCAAAGACCCUGGCGGAGGAAGCUGCCUGGAAAUUCGCUAAGGAGAAGGGUUUGGAUAUUGUUGUUCUAAACCCAGCAAUGGUCAUUGGUCCUCUUUUACAGCCAACGCUUAAUACUAGUGCUGCAGCAAUUCUAAGCUUAAUUAAAGGAGCUCAAACUUUCCCUAAUGCAACUUUUGGAUGGGUUAAUGUUAAAAAUGUUGCAACUGCACAUAUCCUAGCUUUUGAGGUUCCUUCAGCCAGUGGAAGAUAUUGUUUAGUCGAGAGAGUUGCGCACUAUUCAGAAGUUGUGAAAGCCUUAAGUGAGCUUUACCCCACUUUCCACCUUCCUGAAAAGUGUGCUGAUGACAAGCCAUAUGUUCCGACAUAUCAGGUGUCAAAAGAAAAAGUGAAGGGCUUGGGACUUGAGUUCAUUCCCUUCGAGGUUAGCAUCAAGGAGACGGUAGAAUCUCUCAAGGAGAAGGCCUUUGUUGAUUUCUGAGUAUGCUGCCCUUGACAGUCCUCUAAUAAUAAAUAAGACUUAUGUUAUCGAUAACAUUGUCUUGUGGUAGCCAAUUUCUUGUUUCAACACUCUCUAAACUUGGUUAUAUUUCAGUAUGCAUUUAUAAAAGGAUCAUUUUUUCCUAAAGUUUUUGCUUUCGUA
Pistacia vera is the source of this 1184-nucleotide messenger RNA. Its product is annotated as cinnamoyl-CoA reductase 1-like. The record is from RefSeq and is a predicted model, not a curated record. Bases 45 to 1022 code for a protein of 325 amino acids. NCBI's taxonomy places the organism in Eukaryota, Viridiplantae, Streptophyta, Magnoliopsida, Sapindales, Anacardiaceae. Gene Ontology annotation, molecular function: oxidoreductase activity, acting on the CH-OH group of donors, NAD or NADP as acceptor. The transcript is spliced from 6 exons.